UGAAUAGGAAUAGGGUUUUUUCCGUUGGAGGUUGUCACUGUUACUUACAAAACGAAGCUUUAACUUUACUGAACCUGAGAAGACAACUUCCAUUUUCACUCUUCCUUCCAAUUUCAACAAUAAGGUAUCAUCACAUAUCUCAGAUCUAACCUCGUUUCCCUUCGAUUCGUUAACGUUGUUGUUUCUUUCUUACACGACCACAUGUCCUCUUCUCCAAAAUCAUGCAGGUUCUGUGUUAAUUUUGAUUCUGUUGACAGAAAGCUUGUUCAUCUGUCUCUCUUUUGGCGUUAGCUAUGCUACCAGCUGGAGCCAAAGAGACCCAAUUGCGUGAGAGCAACAGUCAGAAGGUCCACCCUCAACCCAUGGAAGAAGCCAUGAAUCAAAAUCCAGAAGCUGUCGAAACCCUAGUUUCUAAAAUUUUCACAAAUAUCUCUUCUCUGAAAUCAGCUUAUAUUCAGCUGCAAUCUGCUCAUACUCCCUAUGAUCCCGAUAAAAUCCACACUGCUGAUAAACUUGUUAUUAGUGAGCUGAAAAAUCUAUCUGAACUCAAGCAUUUCUACAGGGAAAACAACCCAAAGCCAGUUUGUGUUUCUCCCCAAGACUCACGGUUAGCUGCAGAAAUUCAAGAACAACAGAGCCUCCUGAAAACGUAUGAGGUCAUGGUUAAGAAAUUUCAGUCUGAAAUUCAGAAUAAAGAUUUAGAGAUCCAUCAACUUGAAAAGCAGAUUGAGGAGGCUAGUCAGAAGCGAGCAAAAUUAGAAAAAAAUCUGAAGCUUAGAGGUUUGUCGACUAAAGAAUCAGAAGAUGGAAAUGGAUUUUUCCCGAUUGAUCUAACUCCAGAUCUCUUUACCUCUUCUGUGGAAGCAGCUGCGAAAGCAAUUCAUGAUUUUUCUAAACCUUUGAUCAACAUGAUGAAAGCAGCUGGGUGGGACCUUGAUGCUGCUGCCAACUCAAUUGAACCAAAUGUUGUUUAUGCGAAGAGAGCUCAUAAGAAAUAUGCAUUUGAGUCUUACAUUUGCCAAAGAAUGUUUGGUGGCUUCGAGCAAGAAAGCUUCUCUGUCGAAUCAGACGAUAUUGUAGUCAAUAAAGAGAGUUUCUUCCACCAAUUUCUUGCUUUAAGGGAGAUAGAUCCUUUGGACAUGCUUGGACAAAAUCCAGAUUCCAUUUUUGGGAAAUUUUGCCAGAGCAAAUACCUAGUGAUAGUUCAUCAAAAGAUGGAAGCGUCGUUCUUUGGGAAUCUAGAUCAGCGAAAUCAUGUGAUGGGUGGAGGACAUCCAAGGACUCCGUUUUACCAGGCUUUUCUAAAACUAGCAAAGUCAAUUUGGCUUUUACACAAAUUGGCUUAUUCUUUCGAGCCAAAUGUCAAGGUAUUUCAGGUUAAAGGAGGGAGCGAGUUCUCCGAUGUAUACAUGGAAAGCGUGGUCAAGAAUCUGAUAAUGGAUGAAAAUGAUGAAAAGCCGAAAGUUGGAUUGAUGGUUAUGCCUGGAUUUUGGAUUGGGGGAAGUGUGAUUCAGAGUAAAGUUUAUCUCUCUGGUAUGAAGGUAGCUGAAUGAUUCCUGAAAACAAGCAAGCUUUUCAUGAAAUGCAUAUUUGUUGUAUGUGGUUUUUAUCAGUCAUCAUUUUCUUAUCUUGUAAGAUAACGCUGUUGUUUGUAAUUUUUAAGAUCCCUUUUAGUGCUUGUAAGAAAACAAGCAAGCUUUUCAUGAGUCUGUUAUCUUUAUGUACUUUCAAGUCUCUUGUUGUAACUCCAAUAGUAUAUGUGGGAAGGAUACUGAAAGUUGUAUAAAAGUUUUAACUUUUUACUCA
This is a messenger RNA of Trifolium pratense (red clover), 1806 nucleotides long. Its product is annotated as protein GRAVITROPIC IN THE LIGHT 1. The record is from RefSeq and is a predicted model, not a curated record. The transcript has 2 exons. The coding region runs from base 294 to 1553 and encodes 419 amino acids. NCBI's taxonomy places the organism in Eukaryota, Viridiplantae, Streptophyta, Magnoliopsida, Fabales, Fabaceae. Gene Ontology annotation, biological process: negative gravitropism; response to red or far red light.